AUAUGUACAUAUUCUUCUUCAUCCCUUACAUUUGUGUGUAUAAGGUAGUUGUUGUGAAUUUGUUAGAUAUUACUGCGUUGUCGGGAACUAGAAGCACAAGCGUUUCGCUACACUCACAUUAACAUCUGCUAACCAUGUGUAUGUGACCAAUAACAUCUGCUAACCAUGUGUAUGUGACCCUUAACAUCUGCUAACUAUGUGUAUGUGACCAAUACAAUUUGAUUUGAUGUAGUGAAUCUUUUUAGAAACUGCGUUACCGACUCCAGUCAGCCGAUGGCGAAGUACGUUUUUCAGGUGAUGCUUCUCGCGUGACGUAUAAUGUAGUGGACACACGGUUUUCCACUAGUUACCACAGCCACAAUGUAAAAAUUGACUAUAUCGAAAUAUUAAUGAAAACAAACAUUUGCUUUUUGGUCUUAAUUUAGGGUUCAGCAUAAGAUUGGCAAUGUGGUUAGGAUUAAGGUUGAAAUUAAAUUUUAAGAAGAUAAAUUGUAGAAAUGGGUGGGGCUUAUGACUUUGAGGCUGUGGUAACUAGUGACGACCGGCUGCUUUGGACGCUUCUGGAACGACACGGUUCAACCACCUCGGUAGCUUGCUAGCCGACAAGAAGUAGAAACAUUGAAGCUCUGUAGAUCAUGUUUGUGUAGCUACACAAAUCCAUCCCAGUGAUUUAAACACACUUCUGUUAACGUAUCUACUAGUUCAUUUAAACGUAAUUUGCUUGUUAAAUGUGCUAAUGUGUUACCGAGCCGAGCACUAGGGUAGUCGCUAAUGAUAGCUAGCUAGCUAACAUUCCCGACACAAUGAGCUCACAAAGCUACUCUCCUCCUGCUAAUGAAGAGGAGGUCUGCUGGACGGAGAAAGCAGCUCUGGGGAUGAACAUUGUCAUUAAAGAAGAAGAGGAGGAUAUUACAGUGAUAGGAACGGAAGAAGCGUGUCGAAUUAAAAGGGAGGAAGAGGAGGAGGAGAUAGAGGCCGUCACAGUGGAAGAGAUGGGAGGGAUAGAGGCCGUCACAGUGGAAGAGAUUGGAGGGUUAGAGGCUGUUACAGUGGAAGAGGAAGAGGGGAUAGAGGCUGUCACAGUGAAAGAGGAAGAGGGGAUAGAGGCUAUUCCAGUGGAAGAGAUGGAAGGGUUAGAGGCUGUCACCGUGAAAGAGGAAGAAGGGAUAGAGGUUGUCAUAGUGGAAGAAGGGGAGGUAGAAGCUUUCAGAAUGAAAAAUGAGGAAGAGGAAGAUAUCACAUUGAAAGAAGAGGACCCUUUUGUAGUGAAAGAGGAGGAGACUGAAGAUCCGAUUAACACCAAUCCAAAAACGAGGCAAUAUUCCGCUUCCUGGCCCUCCCAGGGCUCUACAGUGAAGGAGGACAUCAGAAAGGUACAGGAAGUAUCUAAUGUGACACCCGCGAGUCCCAGACAGUUUGGUGGUGAUGACGAUUCUAUUCACUGCGACAAAGAAUGGGACGUGAAAGACAAGGAUUGGUUUCCUAGCAACAGGCUGAAGGUGGAGUCAUCUCCAGAGAGCCACACCCCAGAGCAGAGGGGGAGUGGUGACAUGUCUUUCCCUCUCCCAGGGUCCCCAGGUCGUGUCUCUCCCACGGUUGCCUUACUGUGGGGUCUGAAGAGGGUGUCUGUGCGGCUGGUGGACUGCAGGAAAACACCGGGUCUGAGUGGAACUGUGAGAGGAGAAGAAGAGGGAGAUUCAGAUUCAGGUGAAAGACCAGACUCAGAGGAGCCAGAGACGUCCAACCCAGCAGGACAACACCACUGCUCCCACUGUGGAAAGAGGUUUACCCGGUUAGGGUCCCUGAAAAGGCAUGAGAUGAUACACACAGGAGAAAAGCCUUUCCACUGCUCCCAGUGUGGAAAGAGUUUUGCCAUGUUAUUUUGCCUGAAAAGACAUGAGAUGAUACACACAGGAGAAAAGCCUUUCCACUGCUCCCAGUGCGGAAAGAGUUUUGCCCGGUUAUGGCAGCUGAAAAUGGAUGAGAGAAGGCACAGAGGAGAGAAGCCUUUCCGCUGCUCCGAUUGUGGAAAGAGUUUUACCCAAUUAGGGGGCCUGAAGGAACAUGAGAGAAUGCACACAGGAGAAAAGCCCUUCAACUGUUCCUUUUGUGGAAAGCGUUUUUCCCGGUUGAGGCACCUGAAAACACAUGAGAGAAUUCACACAGGAGAAAAGCCCUACCACUGCCCACAUUGUGGAAAGAGUUUUACCCGGUUGGGGCACCUCAAAGCACAUGAGAGAAUUCACACAGGAGAAAAGCCCUUCCACUGCUCCCUGUGUGGAAAGAGUUUUACUCAGUUAGGGGGUCUGACAAAACAUAAGAUAUUACACAAAGGAGAGAAGCAUUUCCACUGCUCUCAUUGUGGAAAGAGUUUUAUCCAGUUAUGGGGCCUGAAAACACAUGAGUGGACGCACAUAAAAGAGAAGCCUCACCCCUGUUCCCAGUGUGGAAAGAGUUUUACCCGGUUGGGGCACCUGAAAACACACGAGAGAAUUCACACAGAAGAAAAGCCUUUACACUGCUCCUUGUGUGGAAAGACUUUUAUUCAGUUACUGGGCCUGAAAAGACAUGAGUGGACACACAUAAAAGAGAAGCCGCACCCCUGUUCCCAGUGUGAAAAGAGUUUCACACAGUCAAGAUACCUGAAAAAACAUGAGCUGACACACUCCGCGGAGAAGCCUUGAAAGAAUCCACAUUGCAGAGAGAUAUAUCUUGGAAAGAUAUUUACCUAGUUAGGGAACCUGAAAGACCAUGAGGUAACAGACACAGGGGAUGUACCUUACCACUGCUCCCAGUGUGGAAAGAGAGAUGUAACAUAACUCAUUAAUUAACUGAUGUAUUUAACACGUACGGUGCUCACACACUUGUCUCAUAUUUUUGACUGACUGUUUAUUUGUGUAUGCCACAUGAAAUCAAAUUGUACAAAGUGAACUCAAUGUUUUUUAACAUGAAUUGAACAAGGAGUGAGUAUAUAUGUUUCAAUAUAGAGUAGGUCAGUUGUAAUGCUUUUUAAUUAAAUUAUAACGUUUUAGAACUCUGGCUUUGUGUAUUUUCUCUGUGUAUUAAUCAAGUGCUAUUUACUUGUGAUAUAUUUCCUCUUGUGUUUGCAUUGUAUAUGUAUGUGAAAAAAUAAACAAAUGUACAGAGAAAAACGUACAAGUCUUAUUCC
Molecule: messenger RNA, 3169 nt
Organism: Salvelinus fontinalis (brook trout)
Lineage: Eukaryota; Metazoa; Chordata; Actinopteri; Salmoniformes; Salmonidae
Product: zinc finger protein 436-like
Exons: 4
Coding region: 804-2684 (626 amino acids)
Source: RefSeq, a predicted model, not a curated record